This is a messenger RNA of Onychostoma macrolepis, 3437 nucleotides long. RefSeq names its product protein-glutamine gamma-glutamyltransferase K-like. Bases 763 to 3189 code for a protein of 808 amino acids. Gene Ontology annotation, biological process: peptide cross-linking. The transcript has 19 exons. NCBI's taxonomy places the organism in Eukaryota, Metazoa, Chordata, Actinopteri, Cypriniformes, Cyprinidae. Gene Ontology annotation, molecular function: protein-glutamine gamma-glutamyltransferase activity. The record is from RefSeq and is a predicted model, not a curated record.
GUGAGUUAGAUUAUUUUCAGAUCAUUUUGAAGCAAAUAUUCUAGGCUACAAGAUCCAGUUCUCAAAAGUCUUGUGAACAAAUAUUCUGUAUGUGUUUUAUGGCCUUAUUUCAGUUACUUUAAAAUUGUAGCUUUUUUCUAACCACACAUAAACGUUGUUUUCUCAAAAACACAAUCAUGUACGUACAAGCUGCUCACAUAUUAUUGUAGUAAAUUAGUUGCAGUUUUGCAGGUUAACUUUUAUGCGCUUUUUGUUUUGUUUUUUCACAGCGGAAAUAUUUUUUUUUUUUUCGUAAAAGAAAGAAAUAGGCUACAUCACAAUAUAAAGACGUCCCCAUGCUCUUCUGUUGUGAACCUCACCUUUAUUACAUGAUUUAUAGGGAGUUCUUGCAGAUUUCUACUGUACCACUGCUUCCUACGUUCUUUGCUGAGCUUGACCGGAACUGACCACGAUUGAUGGAGAUCUUCAGUAGAAAAGGCGGGCAAUCAGAAAAAUAAAUAAAUAAAUAAAACAAUUCACACAGAUCAUGGUUGCCAUCUCCAAGGAUGAUACUAUACACACCAGAAGAGCCUGUGUCAUCAAAUCGCUGUGCACCUACUUGAAUGAAGGCCCUGAAAAACUAGUGAAGGCAUAUUUUGAUUCAGACAUUGAGUCACAAAGUACCAUGGAGCAACUGUGAUUGGAGUGUAUAACAUACUGAAGGAGGGAGCGCUGCAUUAUGAUGUCUUAAUUGAAGAGGACAAUUACUCACAUGAGCUGUGGAUGGGGAGGAGAUGGAGAUGUAGUAUAAAUAUCUCGUCUGCUGUGGAGACAAACAACAGUACGAGCAACGAGCUGGUUAAAGCAGGACUUACUGUUCACUUGCUGCAGCACUUCAAGUUUUCGGUUCAGUUUCUCUUGAACAGACAAGAACUAAAACCAUCAUGCCUAUUGCAUACAACCCUUCCAAAAGCCUCUGCAGCGUUGGCCGUUUCCCAGCCAUUAGACUGCAGGACGAUCACUACAGGAGAGCAGGAUGCUACUCAUCGCUCUGUCACUACAAGCCAUGAAUAUGAGAAAAAGGAAGUUGUUGUCAAGGGAUAUGUGGAUGAUUUCGCAGGCACACGAGUCUGUGGAGUAGAGAAUGCUCUCCUCCGGGUGAGUAAGGUUGACCUUAUCAGAUGCAGGACUGGACUGAAUCGUCAGGAGCAUCACACACAUUUUUUCCAUGAUGAUCGUCUCAUCGUCCGCAGAGGACAGUCUUUCAAUAUGUGGGUUGAUCUGUGCCGUCCUUUCAAUCCCAGUUCUGACAAGCUUCACCUGGAGCUCAAUCUAGGUCACAUCCCAUCCAUCCGGGACGGCACACAUGUGAUCGUUCCAAUAGUGGAAGAAUUCAGUAGUGGCUGCUGGGGGGCAAAGAUUGUGGAACGAGUACAAAACCGAAUCAGACUGUCUGUGCACUCUCUUCCGACUGCUUGCGUUGGACGAUACCAACUCAGUGUCGUGACACACUGUGCAGGAGGCAGAUUCGCUUUACCUUAUGUUCCUGAAAAUGACAUUUACAUGCUGUUCAACCCCUGGUGUAAAGAUGACUGUGUGUACCUGAGUGAUGAGGCGGAGAGAGCUGAGUAUGUGCUGAAUGACAUGGGCAGAAUCUGCUAUGGAACUAAGCAGCAGAUUGGCUGCAAAACAUGGCACUUUGGUCAAUUUGAGGAGGGAAUCUUGCCUGCAUGUAUGUAUGUGUUGGAGAGGAGCGGUACACCUUGCUCAGGAUGGGGAAACCCAAUUAACAUUUCCAGAGUGCUGUCUGACAUGGUUAUUGCCAACAAAGACUGUGGUGUGCUGAUGGGUAACUGGUCAAACUGCUAUGGAGAUGGAAUUUCUCCGACAUCCUGGUGCGGCAGCAGUGCCAUCCUGAGACAAUACUACAAAUGUGGAGGAGUACCUGUCAAAUAUGGACAGAGUGUGGCCUUUGCUGGAGUCACCAACACACUGUUGAGGUGUUUGGGUAUUCCUGCUCGCCCGGUCUCAAACUUCUUUUCUGCUCAUGACACUGAUGUUAGUUUGACAACUGACGUCUAUUUCGAUGAGAAAUUCCAGCUGAUGGACCACAUGAACCGUGAUUCAAUCUGGAACUACCACGUGUGGAAUGAGGCCUGGAUGACUAGAUCAGACCUGCCAUCUGGUUUCGGAGGUUGGCAGGUGCUUGAUUCCACUCCUCAACUGACCAGCCAGGGCUUCUUCCGCUGCGGCCCCACCUCUGUUGCUGCGAUCCGCAGCGGGCAGGUCUUCAUGAAGCAUAAUGCGCCCUUCAUUUUCGCAGAAGUGAAUAAUGAUAAAGUUUACUGGCAGAGGAGAUGUGAUGGUACAUUUGGUGUUGUCCACGUUGAGAAGGAUGUAGUAGGUCACUGCAUCAGCACCAAGGCUAUCGGCUUAGAUCAACGCAUAGACAUCACAAACCUCUACAAACACCCACUUGGUUCUUCUGAGAAGUUAACUGCUUUGGAAACAGCUGUUCGUCAUGGCUUAAGAAGAUCCACAUACCCACUGCCCAGUGCUGCGGAUGUUGUCUGUGAAGUCAGCCUGAAAGGGGAUGGACCAUAUAUUGGCAAAGAAGCUGCGCUUUGCAUCAAUCUAAGAAACAAAUGCAGCUCAGCUCGUAGCAUCACCCUCCACAGCCACGCUGCAGCCAUGUACUACACCGGAGUAAGGAAGACCUUCCUGAAGAGAGACCAGACAUGCAUUGAGCUCAAGGCCUCUGAAUGCAGAACUCUGGAUUGGACCCUGAGUUAUGAUGAGUACAAGGAACACGUGGUGGAUCACGCCUCUCUGAUGCUCAACCUCUUUGGACACGUGACUCAGACUAAGCAGGUUUUGGCCACCCAGUACAACUUCAGACUGCGCACACCAGACCUUGUUAUCGCUCCUGUAUGUGAUGCUGUCUUGGGUCAAGAAGUGCCAGUCAAAGUCACUUUCCAGAAUCCACUGCCUUGUGUCCUGAAGAACGGUGUAUUCCGCUUUGCGGGACUUGGACUGCCGCAUGCCAGAGUUAUCAACUAUGGUGACAUUGCAGGGCAUGCCACAGUGUGCCUGACGGAGAAGUUUAUUCCCAAGUGUCACGGCUCACAUAAACUUCUGGCCUCAUUUGAUUCUCCUCAGCUCACUCAGGUGCAUGGAUGCGCCAACAUUGCUGUCAAACAGCACUGUUAAACCAAUCAAAUUACUAAAACAAACGUCAAGGAAAUGUCACGGCUCCGCUGAAUAUAAAGCACUAACAUAAAACUGAAUUGCAGAAUUAGAUAACGACUGUUAGUUUCUCUUAACCUACAAGCUGUAAACAUUAAACUUCUCACAGUGCAUUUAGUCAUGAUGUAGGACAAUUGCACUUAUGCUUUAUGCAAGACACUGUUGUCUUUUCAUCUUUUCUGAUUUUUUUUUUUUUUUUUGUUGUUUAGUUU